This is a messenger RNA of Pangasianodon hypophthalmus (striped catfish), 1952 nucleotides long. RefSeq names its product drebrin-like protein B. Gene Ontology annotation, biological process: positive regulation of dendritic spine morphogenesis; regulation of actin filament polymerization; positive regulation of axon extension. Bases 132 to 1736 code for a protein of 534 amino acids. Gene Ontology annotation, cellular component: postsynaptic density; site of polarized growth; dendrite. The record is from RefSeq and is a predicted model, not a curated record. Lineage: Eukaryota; Metazoa; Chordata; Actinopteri; Siluriformes; Pangasiidae. The transcript has 18 exons. Gene Ontology annotation, molecular function: actin filament binding.
UGUGUGUCAGAGAGAGAGAGAGCGAGUGAGUGAGUGAGUUUUGAGGUGUUCCUCUGCUCUAAAUGUUCCCAAACUGGUUUAGCAUGAUUUUCUAAACACAGGUUUGGCUUAAGGAGAUUAAGACUUUAUCAAUGAUGGCGGUGAAUCUGAGUAAACACGGUGCAGAACUCUCAGAUGCUUAUAAUGAAGUGGUGAACGGAAAAACUGACACUGACUGGGUUUUAUUCACAUAUGAAGGAAACAGCUAUGAUAUCCAAGUAGCAGCAAAAGGAGGUGGAGGUUUAGAUGAGAUGGUGCAGGAGCUCGACGUGGGUAAAGUGAUGUACGCAUUCUGCAGAGUGAUUGAUCCGAAUUCCGGAGUGACAAAAUUUAUUCUCAUUAACUGGACUGGUGAAGGAGUGACCGGUAUGAGGAGAGUUGUGUGUGCUAAUCACUUCCACACCAUGGCCAGUUUUUUAAGGGGAGCUCAUGUGACAAUUAAAGCGCAUUCAGAAGACGAUGUUGAGCCUGAACUCAUCAUGAAUAAAGUCUGUCAGGCUGUAGGAGUGAAUUACAGCUUACACACUGAAUCAAAUCAAUUCAGCAACGCUGCAGCUUCACAUCCUGUGGGUUCAGCAUAUCGCAAAACCAGCGCAUUAGAGGAAAUUAAAGGAACUGAGAGGGAAAACUUCUGGGCUCAGAUGGAGAAAGAAGAAGAAACUCGCCAUCAGCAGGAGAGAAAGAAAGCAGAGGAGGAACAACAGAGAGUGGAGAAAGAGAGAAAAGAACAGGAGGAGAGAGAGAUGGCCGAGAGAGAGCGACGGCAGAGAGAGAGAGCCAAACAGAUCGAUCAGCAGAGACUGUUUGAGAAGAGACAGGAAACCAAACAUCACAAUCAGCAGCAACAGGAACCGGUGGAGCAAGAACUUCAGGCUGCUCAGUGGAAAGGAGUAAGAAGCUCCAGAACUGUUCAGGAAGCCAGAGGUUCAAAGUAUUGUAAAACCAGUGCUUUAGAAGAAAUUAAUGGAACCGACAGGGAAAAUUUCUGGGCUCAGUUGGAGAAAGAGGAAGAAACUCGCCGUCAGCAGGAGAGAAAGAAAGCAGAGGAGGAACGACAGAGAGUGGAGAAAGAGAGAAAAGAACAGGAGGAGAGAGAGACGGCCGAGAGAGAGCGACGGCAGAGAGAGAGAGCCAAACAGAUCGAUCAGCAGAGGCUGCAGGAGAAGAAGCAGGAAGCUAAAAAUAUAAAUCAACAGAAAUCGGUGGAGCAAGAACUUCAGGCUGCUCAGUGGAAAGGAAUAAGAAGCUCCAGAUCUGUUCAGGAAGCCAAUGAUGCAGCGCCCAUCAUUUCUCAGCGUGCCGUCAACCCCAGAGACAUUUUCAGUCAAAAAGAAACAAACUUCCUCACUAACAGAGUCUCUGAAACACAACCGGGCAAGAGCAGCACUAAUGAUAUCGCUUAUAAUGAAGAGAAACAGCUGGAAGAAAACAGCUACGACACAGUUCCAUCACAACACAGAGUCUAUAAUGAGGUGGAAGAUGGCAGAACGUCUGCAGUUAAACAGUCGGCUGGUCUGCAGCAGAGUCUCUACGCUAAAGCGCUGUUUGAUUAUCAGGCGGCUGAUGACACUGAGAUCACCUUUGACCCUGGUGACAUCAUCACCGUUGUAGAGAUGGCGGAUGAAGGCUGGUGGCACGGUUACGGGCCUGAUGGGCAUUAUGGGAUGUUUCCCGCUAAUUAUGUGGAGCUCAUUUAAAUUGCAGUUUAAUGUUUAAUCUGUUGCUGAAAUGUUCCUGACGGUUUGGUGGUUUUGCUGCAGUUACGCUGCAGACUGAGAAGCUUGUGCUGAGUUACACAGCAGGCAAACUGCUACAUACAUGUAAUUAAUAUGUUCGUAAGAUUACUGUUCAACUGGGUUCCUUUAAAAACUGUUUCUGAGAACACAAACAUUUACAAUAAACUGAUAAAGUAC